Messenger RNA from Knipowitschia caucasica, 345 nucleotides. The record is from the annotation of a GenBank genome assembly. Lineage: Eukaryota; Metazoa; Chordata; Actinopteri; Gobiiformes; Gobiidae.
AUGAUCCCAGGGUCCGAUCCGGCAGAAGAAGAGGAGUUCGUGUCAGAGGAGGAAGAGGGGCAGGCCGAGGAGGGAGAGGAGCAGGCCGAGGAGGGAGAGGAGCAGGCCGAGGAGGGAGAGGAGCAGGCCGAGGAGGGAGAGACGCCGGCCGAAACUGAGGGAGAUGAGGGAGAGGAGCAGGCAGAGGAGGGAGAGGAGCAGGCAGAGGAGGGAGAGGAGCAGGCCGAGGAGGGAGAGGAGCAGGCCGAGGAGGGAGAGGAGCAGGCCGAGGAGGGAGAGGAGCAGGCCGAGGAGGGAGAGAAGGAGGGCGAGCAAGACAACGCAUUUCCAUUACAGAUGAACUAA